AAUUUCCUUUUUCUGUCUCUCUCUGUUGGUUUUUCUUCGAUCUACUCCAACGCGUUGAUUUCCACCAUGGGACACUAUUUUGAGUAAUCAAAGUCUUCUUUGUAGUCUUUGUGUUGACUGAGUAUUAUAGCAUUCGUGUUUGGAGACUCAUUUUCCAUGAGCCCCACUGUCUAAAAGUCUUCCUAUUCGACUUUCUUGAUUAUGGGUUCCCACUAACUGGAGAAUUGCAACUUCUGGAUCAUUUCCAUUGGAGGUUCUUUCUCCUCUGCGUGAUUUUUUCGCAUUUCACAUGGAGAAAUUGAUUUGGAUUCGAUGAUUCGUUGAUUCGUUGAUUGUUUUUUCUGUUUUUGGGGGUUUGGGUAAUUGUUCUUGCUUGAUGAGUUGUGGGAUGUGAUUGUUAGAAUCAUUGGCUCUGUGUUUGACUUGUGUUGUUUUAUCGGCGAGAUAUGGAUGGGCUUCUGAAGAAGUUUUUUCAUGAGAAGCCUUCUUCUUCGGUUGGUAAUGAGGAUUUUAACCCUGAAUAUUCUUUUGCAAUUGAGUAUACAGGUCCUGGAAUCAAUUACGACAUUCCCCGUGCAGUUCCUAUCAAUAUCGAUUAUAUUCCAACUGCUUCUGUUGUUGUUUCAUCGUCUCAGUUCAGGGAUGAUGUAUCAACGCUUCCAGUUAUAGAACCCAUCGUUGGUAAAUUUAGUAGGAGCUCAAGUUUGAAAGCCAAUUUAGUGAUUUCUUCAACCUCUGAAAUCCAGGAAGAUGGGCCUGUUUGCCUUGAUGCCAUUAAGAAAGAUAAUGGGAAAGAUAAAUGUGAUAUCAUUGAAAGUUCUGGUGAACUUGAGAAUUUCAAUAAGCUAAAGGGAAGAUUAGAAGGCGGGUUAGAAUCACUGGAAAUUAAGAAUGAAGAGGAUUUUCAAGGUUACACGAAUUCGAGUGAUUCAGAAUCGGCAGAAUCGGGUUUGAGCUCGUCUUCUGGGAUUUUUGCUGUAAGAGAGGAAGAGGAAGUUGAAAAUGAAAUCCAGCCUUGGCAUGGCAGGAAGCCAUCAGCUGUUACUUUUCUGGAUCCCCAUUUGAGCAGCACGAUUUCUGACGAGGCAGAAUCGAGUCAAUCUGAUGCUGAAAGUAUCCAUGACAUGCCAAGAGCUGAAAGGAAGGGGAAGAAAGGAUCGUGCUACUACUGCCUUAAAGGAAACCGUUUCACUGAAAAGGAAGAGUGUAUUGUCUGUGGAGCCAAAUAUUGUAUUGUCUGUGUAAUUAGGGCAAUGGGAUCAAUGCCAGAAGGAAGAAAGUGUAUCACUUGUAUUGGGUUCAGGAUUGAUGAAUCAAGAAGAAACAACCUGGGUAAGUGCACUAAAGUGCUCAAGAGGCUGUUUACUGACUUGGAAGUUAAGAACAUUCUGAGUCGGGAAAAAGAGUGUGAAAUAAAUCAGAUACCUGCAAGACUUGUUUAUAUCAAUGACCAUCCUUUAAGUAGACAGGAACUGCUUAUGCUGCGAAGUUGCCAAAAGCCACCAAAGAAUCUAAAACCAGGACGAUAUUGGUAUGACAAAGAAUCGGGCUUCUGGGGAAAGGAAGGACGUGGACCGUGUCAGAUAGUUAGCACCCAUCUAGAGGUAGGAGGUCGCAUUAAGAGGGAUGCUAGCAAUGGCAAUACAAAUGUUUGCAUCAAUAAUCGAGAGAUCACGAAAAAAGAGCUGCGGAUAUUGAAGCUGGCUGGAGUACCUUGUGAAGGAAGACCUUCUUAUUGGGUUAGCGCAGAUGGAUCAUAUCAGGAAGAGGGAAUGAACAAUGGGGGGAAAAUAUGGGACAAGCCUACAACGAAGCUUGCAUGUGCCGUUUUUAAUUUACCUAUUCCUUCUAGUUCUGUUCAUUCUGGAGAGGAAAAGGUGGAUAAAGCUAGUUCUUCUCCUGAGCCGAAAAUGCUUCAUAAACUUCUACUUGUUGGCCAUGACCAAUCUGGCACAAGUACCAUAUUCAAGCAGGCCAAGCAAAUAUAUAAAGUUCCUUUCUCUGAUGACGAGCGUCAAGCCAUUAAGUUCCUGAUUCAAAGAAAAUUAUAUUGGUAUAUCAGUAUACUACUGGAAGGUCGGGAACGUUUUGAAGAAGAGGUUUUGAUGGAUGAGAAGAAUAAACAACCUGUGAAUGAUCCGUCUACCUCAUCAGCAUCAGGGAGUGACGUUCAGUUUGAGCGUAAAACCAUCUAUUCCUUUGGCCCUAAGCUGAAAGUGUUCGCCGACUGGCUUCUUCAAGUCGUAGUGUCAGGUUACUUUGAGACAACAUUCCCAGCAGCUACCCGUGUGUACGCCCAAUCAGUGGAAGAGUUGUUGAAGGAUGAAGCGUUUCAAGCCACAUACAGUAGAAGGAAUGAACUAGAAAUGCUCCCAAGAGUUUCAACUUAUUUCCUUGAUCGGGCUGUUGACAUUUCAAGCUCAGACUAUGACCCUUCUGACAACGACAUCUUGUAUGCCGAGGGAAUCUCCUCAUGUAAGAGCCUCAGUGACAUGGAGUUCUCGUUCCCCGAGUCACGACAAGACUCCCUUCUCGAUCCACCUUAUCAGCAUGACUCGUCAAUAAGGUACCAGCUGAUUCGAGUCCAUCCCAGUACCUUGGGAGAGAACUGCAAACUGUUGGAAAUGUUUGAAGACAUGAGCAUUAUCCUGUUUUGUGUUGCUCUGGUCGACUACGACGAAUUCGACGAAGAUGAUAAUGGAGUUUUAGUCAAUCGGAUGAUCGCAAGCAAACAACUCUUCGAAAGGAUCGUGACGGAUCGAGCAUCGAGUGGGAAGAACUUCCUUCUCAUACUCAACAAGUUCGAUCUGUUUGAAGAAAAAAUCAUCCAAGUUCCACUUUCGCAAUGCGAGUGGUUCGACAACUUCAAUCCAAUGAUCACGCCAAAUUCUACCGGAAGAAGCAGCAGCAGCAGCAGCAGCACAAACCCGUCAUUGGCUCAACGAGCGUUUCAGUACAUAGCGGUGAAAUUCAAGAGAUUGUUCUAUUCUCUAACAGACAAAAAGCUGUUUGUUUCACAAACUACAGGGAUGGAACCUGAAAAUGUGAAUGCAGCUCUCAGAUAUGCGAGGGAGAUAAUCAAAUGGGAAGUAGACAAGCCUAACAUCAGCAUUACUGAAAUUUCAACUGCCAGUGCUGAUGCAAGCAGCUUUUUAUAGGUAUUCAAAUUUAAUUGAUUAUUUCCUUCAUAAUAAAUUAGUGUAACACUAAUUAUUAGUCCUCUGUAAAUUUUUUAUAUUUUUAUUUAAAAAAAAGCUGAAGAAUUAAAAUGUAUAGAUUUUGGUAAUAUCUAAAGUGAUUGUAACUCAGUAAUAAUUGACAUAUAUUAUUUCGUUUAGAUU
Molecule: messenger RNA, 3341 nt
Organism: Cucurbita maxima (winter squash)
Lineage: Eukaryota; Viridiplantae; Streptophyta; Magnoliopsida; Cucurbitales; Cucurbitaceae
Product: extra-large guanine nucleotide-binding protein 1-like
Exons: 8
Coding region: 447-3158 (903 amino acids)
Biological process (GO): adenylate cyclase-modulating G protein-coupled receptor signaling pathway
Cellular component (GO): heterotrimeric G-protein complex
Molecular function (GO): G protein-coupled receptor binding; G-protein beta/gamma-subunit complex binding; GTPase activity
Source: RefSeq, a predicted model, not a curated record